This is a messenger RNA of Toxorhynchites rutilus septentrionalis, 3361 nucleotides long. RefSeq names its product KAT8 regulatory NSL complex subunit 3 (gene Rcd1). Gene Ontology annotation, cellular component: NSL complex. Gene Ontology annotation, biological process: positive regulation of transcription by RNA polymerase II. The record is from RefSeq and is a predicted model, not a curated record. Bases 284 to 3262 code for a protein of 992 amino acids. NCBI's taxonomy places the organism in Eukaryota, Metazoa, Arthropoda, Insecta, Diptera, Culicidae. The transcript has 5 exons.
CAAUCAAAUAGCCGUCAAAUUCUAAUGAAGCUGUUGUUUUUUUAUUAAAUGCUCGUGAAAUUUGUGCUUAAGCUAGACAUUUUUCCCAUUACGUGUUAAAGCAACACCUAUUCAGUCAUUCCGUUUUAUCAGCUUAUUAACACUUUUUUUAAAUUUGUUUUCCUUCAAAUAAUAUGAUGAAGCUUUUGAAGUUGUAUUUGCUGUGCAGUGCGCGAUACGAUCAAUAAUUCCCUCUUCCUGAAGAGGGAAAACGAGACUAACCUAACCAACGUACAGUUAAACAAUGGAACACAGUUAUUCACGUGACUUUCGUCCAAUGGAUAACAGCCAGGUGGCCUCAACCAGGACACUGAUGGUGCAUCGACCACCACCGUGUCCUUCCUGUCAUACCCACAGCCAUGACGAGCGGAUCGAUUUGGAGGAAUCAUACAAUCCGCCGAUACCAUCGUACAAUGAAGAGACCGCAAAAAUAGCGAUGUUGGAGAGCGAGAAUAUUACGAAACAGGUUCGUAAUCUCAACUCAGAGGAUAUUGAUUGGGAGGAAAAAGUGAACAAACUUGGUUGGUCUGUUCAGCAAAUUAAAUUAUUUGGUAAGAUUACCAAAUUACUGGAUAUGGAUCGAUUGGCAAGAUUAACUAUCGCUGAUAAACAGCACGAACCUGUACACCGUCGUAUGGUUAUAGACAAAUCCGUCAGCCGUAUACGACAGGCUUUGGCCAGUGUUUCGUGGGAUCCUCGGCUGACGCAGUGGAUUCACGGAUUGUUGAUGGAAAAUCUACCACCGAGCUAUUUGGCAUCCUACAUUGACAUCUUGCAAACAUUGAAAGCCAAAUUGCCUAAUUUGGUGGAUAAAAUGAUAUUCAGCCGGCCAUUGAAUAUCAACCAGGAACUUUUGGGUCCGGUUUUAAAGAAACCGUGGGAGCCGGUUGUUGCUCACAAAAACCGGAAACUUCCCGGGCAGCCAUUCAUUGUAGUGGUUCCUUCUGGCCCUAAUAUGACGUCACCGAGUACACGAUUACAGAAGUGGUAUUCACUGUUCGCCACGAUGGCCUCUGUCAUACCGAUUACGAUGCCUCCACAAGGAGCUGCGGUUUUGAAGCAUACAAUCCAAAGCGUUUCCGAGCAGAUGGUAGCCGUGACGCGUACAAAAAUACAUGAUGUGCGUCAAGAGGCUCCUAAUCGUCCCAUUAUUUUGGUAGGAUUCAACGCCGGAGCGGCGUUAGCGAUUCAAGUAGGGCUUGUCGAAGCAGUGAGUUGUAUUGUUGGUUUGGGUUUUGCUUAUAACACCGUUAACGGACCGAGAGGAGCUCCGGAUGAUCACAUUACGGAUAUUACAGCACCGGUGUUGUUCGUAAUUGGACAGUUUUCCGCCAGAACAAGUCAAGAAGAAAUAGAGUUCCUGCGGGAGAAAAUGAUUGCCCAAACAUCGCUUGUUGUUGUUGGUUCGGCUGACGAUUGCCUUCGAGUAUGCAAAUCAAAGCGAAAAAUUGAGGGUGUUACUCAGUCUAUGGUGGAUAACAUGGUAAUGGAUGAGGUUGCCGAAUUUGCUACAAACUGUCUGCUCAAUCCACCUCGACCGAAGCAAACGAUUAAGGAUCCGAAUGGUCAGAAAUCUAAUUUGCUGCUCUCAAAUAAUAGCAGCAAUUUAGCAGCUACAGCGAGGCCUGCCUCAAUUACUUCCGGCGGAAAUAUCAAUACAAGCGGUACGUCAGCGUACAAUCGAAAGCGUAAAGUAAGUCUAUCCGCGGACUUGGCAGAUCAAACGAAAGCAACAAAAACAAGCAAACAACCUGCUAAAAGAACAUCUAAGUCCCAGAAACAAACUAAGGCUGAAAAGUUAGUGCUCAAACAGAAUCAGCAAGCUUUGGAUGCAGCCAUUCAGAGUAUUCUCCCCGAAGUUCAAAAGCCUGCUGGAUUAUCCGUUACAAGAACGCCUGGACCUGUAACCAAUAUACAAAUUUCCUCUAAUAGCAAUAAUCUAGAGAUUCGCCAUACACCCGGUUCACAGGUAGUGUCCGGUAUAGGCAGUUCUCCAAUAGUUCUUCCGAUGAUCAAGCGCGAACCUACAAAUCUGCAACAGCAACCUCAACAGAUCCAAUCUCAAUCAACGGCGGCUACAAACAUCAAAGUGAUUCCGGCGAACCAAUUUAUUCAGUUGAAACCAUCCGGAACAACGCAAAAGUUUUUCACCCUCAAAUCUUCCCCGAAACCUGUAGUUUCGGUAACUCCGAGGCCUCCCAGUGCAACUCCAACUCCACAGUCGAAACAAUCACAAUCAUUUAGUCCCACAAAAUUCACGAUUGUUCGAAGCUCCGGAGGUGUUUCGACUUCUACAACACCCACGUCGGCUGCAACUUUAAAUUCCACAAGGUCGCCACAUACGCCCGAUUUGUCAAAUACCAGCAUUUUUGAUAUUCCGAUUGUGUUUGCCGACAAUGAAGGUAACAUUCAGGAUGGCUCUUCGCAAAAGGUAUACGAUGUCCCCAAAGCACCAACAAAUAUUGUGACCAUUACAUCUACGGCGACUACCUCAAUCCCAAGUAAAAUAGAACCAGUCAAUCGAUUGAUAACGUUGCAGCCAACUUUGAAAUCGAACAAAGUUGUAGUUAUCAACAAAAAUAAUAUCAAACAGGUUCCGACCAAUGUUAUCGCUGCAGCCACAGCGUCGAAACCAUUGGGUGGUACACCUUCCGGAAUGAAGUACACAAAAGUGGUACUGUCUAAUCCCUUAACCAAAACUGCGUCAGUUACAACUCCAACAGCGGUUACCAGAAAUCUUGGCCAAAUACUGUCUGGUGGGAAGGUGGAAAUUCUAAACAAUGCUAUCGUCAAGCCAGCGGUCGUCCCUCAACAAAAGUUUCAACCGAUAAUCAUAAAUGUGGAUCCCAAUAAAACGACCACCAUGAAAAACUUUGUGCGAGUUGGCGAAACACAAAUCCGGUCGAUCGGUGCUGCAACUACUGCACCGAAUACAACGGUCACCACGUCACGGGGAGCAAUCUUCGGUGCAAACACUGCAUCUCCACAGCUCGCUCCCGGUAUCCCGGGAACGAAUACCAUUCUCAUCAAAACCAACUCUUUGUCCCAGUUGACAACAAGAAAGCCAGCUAUUCUGAACCGUAAUAUCACUGUGAGGAAGGUAAAUAUCGUGCCACAACAAACUGCUGGCACCAGUGCCACAGCGGUGGUAUCGUCAGCCACACCGAUGCUAGCUAGCAGAACACUACAGCAACCACAAAACAGGCCUAAUGCGCCACCUUAAAUUUGAAAAAAAAACAUAAAUAAGAUGUAUGAGUUACACCAUUACUUUUGUACGAUAGACAUAAACAUCCGUUGUGGGAUAUAGAAGAUUAGUUGCUCA